Abrus precatorius (Indian licorice) is the source of this 915-nucleotide messenger RNA. Its product is annotated as SPX domain-containing protein 2-like. The transcript has 3 exons. NCBI's taxonomy places the organism in Eukaryota, Viridiplantae, Streptophyta, Magnoliopsida, Fabales, Fabaceae. The record is from RefSeq and is a predicted model, not a curated record. Gene Ontology annotation, biological process: cellular response to phosphate starvation. The coding region runs from base 133 to 888 and encodes 251 amino acids.
AUCAACAUUAAUAUUCUAAUUCCCCGGAACCCAAACACUAGCAUUUCUCUCCCUUUAUCUAGUUUUAAUCCAAUCCACUCAACUCCACUAACACCCUUGUGCAAAAGUGAGGAAUAGAUCAUUAGAGUUGCCAUGAAGUUUUGGAAGAUCCUGAAGAGCCAGAUUGAGCAGACCCUCCCUGAGUGGCGUGACCAAUUCUUGUCCUACAAAAACUUGAAGAAACAAUUGAAGGUUAUGUGUCCCAAAGAUGCUCUCACUCCACCCCGUUUGGAUGCUGAUGAAAUCAACCACUUCCUUCACCUCUUGGAGCUUGAGAUUGAUAAGUUCAAUGCUUUCUUUGUUGACAAGGAGGAAGAAUAUAUCAUUAAAUGGAAGGAGUUGCAAGACAGAGUUGCCAAAGUCAUGGAUUCAAAUGUGGAGUUGAUGUCACUAGGGAGGGAAAUAGUGGAUUUUCAUGGGGAGAUGGUUUUGUUAGAGAACUAUAGUGCACUCAACUACACAGGUCUAGUGAAGAUAAUAAAGAAAUAUGAUAAGAGAACUGGCGCACUACUUCGCUUGCCUUUUAUCCAAGAGGUGUUAAACCAGCCCUUCUUCAAGAUUGAUGUGCUUGACAAGCUUGUAAAGGAGUGCGAGGUGAUACUAAAUUUUCUUUUCAGCAAUGAUCCGUGCACAUCAAUUAGUGAGGAUUUUGAGGAAGAUGGGUGUGGCUCCAUGGAUAGAAAUGAGAAUAAAAAGACACUGAUGCAUGUUCCCAAAGAACUUGCUGAAAUAGAAAAUAUGGAGAACAUGUUCACCAAAUUAACUUUAUCAGCACUGCAUACCUUGGAAGCAAUUAGGGGUAGAAGCUCAACUGUAAGCAUUUUCUCAUUGCCUCCUUUGCAUAACUAGGCUUUGCAGUUGCAAGGGGAUUGAAAA